GGGUAAUACGGCCACAUAUCUAUCCUUCCUUUCGUCUCUGGCCGACCAUAAAAGAGAGGGUCUCUCUUCUACUGCGCAGACAAACAAGAAGACCCUUUGGGCUAGCUAUCUAAAUAUUCCAUUAAUUGUCAAUCAAAUUGCGAUUUAGCGGUUUACGACUGCUUCAUGAUGGAAAGAGUUCUGGUUCAUUCAACAAAUGUCCCUGCUUUAGUUCCUGGACAGAGGCUUGGCCAAUCUCAAGGAUCUGGCAAACUACGAAGCGUCAAAAUGAUGUGCUGCGCUGUUCAAGUGCCUAGAGUGACAAUGAGAGGCUUCUCAGGAUUGCGGGGUGUCAACUCCUUAGAUUAUAUGUCCAGGUCUGCCGAGGAUUUUCAUUCUAAGGUGAACAGGUCAAUCAAUUUUCGGCACGCAAAGCCUAGCCGAUGUGUUACGAAAGCAAUGUUUGAGCGUUUCACAGAGAAAGCAAUUAAAGUAAUUAUGCUGGCUCAAGAAGAAGCUAGGCGGCUUGGUCACAAUUUUGUUGGCACAGAACAAAUACUGUUGGGUCUAAUAGGUGAAGGCACUGGCAUUGCUGCAAAGGUUCUUAAAUCUAUGGGGAUCAAUCUUAAGGAUGCACGUGUAGAAGUGGAGAAGAUAAUUGGGAGAGGAAGUGGAUUUGUUGCUGUGGAGAUACCGUUCACUCCUCGUGCAAAACGUGUUUUAGAACUCUCUCUGGAGGAGGCCCGCCAACUUGGUCAUAAUUACAUUGGAUCUGAGCACUUGCUUCUUGGCCUACUUCGUGAAGGGGAGGGUGUAGCAGCCCGUGUUCUUGAGAAUCUAGGUGCUGAUCCUAGUAAUAUACGCACACAGGUGAUCCGCAUGGUGGGUGAGAGCAAUGAAAAUGCUGUUGGUGUUACUCCUGGUGGAGGUGGUAGCAAUAAGAUGCCAACACUUGAGGAAUAUGGAACUAAUUUGACGAAACUGGCAGAAGAGGGUAAAUUAGAUCCUGUUGUUGGAAGGCAGCCACAAAUAGAACGUGUCGUCCAAAUUUUGGGCCGGCGCACUAAGAAUAACCCUUGUCUCAUUGGAGAACCUGGUGUGGGGAAAACAGCUAUAGCUGAGGGUCUUGCUCAGCGAAUAGCUAGUGGUGAUGUUCCCGAAACAAUUGAGGGAAAGAAGGUUAUAACCCUGGAUAUGGGCCUUCUAGUUGCCGGAACCAAGUACCGUGGAGAGUUUGAGGAGAGACUAAAAAAGCUGAUGGAGGAAAUCAAGCAAAGUGAUGAAAUAAUUCUUUUCAUUGAUGAAGUGCACACCUUAAUUGGAGCUGGGGCAGCAGAAGGAGCAAUUGAUGCGGCAAACAUUUUAAAACCAGCUCUUGCUAGAGGUGAAUUGCAGUGUAUUGGAGCUACGACGUUAGAUGAAUACAGAAAGCACAUCGAGAAGGACCCAGCCUUGGAAAGACGAUUUCAGCCUGUGAAAGUACCGGAACCAUCUGUAGAUGAAACUAUACAGAUUCUGAAAGGAUUGCGGGAACGCUAUGAGAUCCACCACAAGCUCCGCUACACAGAUGAAGCACUAGAAUCUGCUGCAAAGCUUUCGUACCAGUAUAUCAGUGAUCGUUUUCUGCCUGAUAAGGCAAUUGACUUGAUUGAUGAAGCUGGUUCACGAGUUCGGCUACGUCAUGCACAGCUCCCUGAGGAAGCUAGAGAGCUUGAAAAGGAGCUCAGGCAGAUAACCAAAGAGAAAAAUGAAGCUGUUCGCAGCCAGGACUUUGAAAAGGCCGGGGAGUUACGUGAUCGUGAGAUGGACCUAAAGGCACAGAUCUCAGCUCUUGUAGACAAAGGCAAGGAGAUGAGCAAGGCUGAGAGUGAAGCUGGGGAUGUAGGUCCUGUAGUGACUGAAGUGGACAUUCAGCAUAUUGUCUCCUCCUGGACUGGCAUUCCCGUUGAGAAAGUAUCUUCUGAUGAAUCUGACCGCCUUCUCAAGAUGGAAGAGACACUUCACAAGCGGAUCAUUGGUCAGGAUGAAGCUGUCAAAGCCAUCAGCCGUGCUAUUCGCCGUGCCCGUGUUGGCCUAAAGAACCCCAACCGCCCAAUUGCUAGUUUCAUCUUUUCCGGUCCAACUGGUGUAGGGAAGUCAGAGUUGGCGAAAGCCCUAGCGGCAUACUACUUUGGCUCUGAGGAAGCAAUGAUUCGACUUGAUAUGAGUGAGUUCAUGGAAAGACACACUGUUUCCAAGCUCAUUGGUUCACCUCCAGGCUAUGUAGGUUAUACUGAGGGUGGUCAGCUUACUGAAGCUGUACGACGCCGUCCUUAUACGGUAGUUCUCUUUGAUGAAAUUGAGAAAGCCCAUCCUGAUGUCUUUAACAUGAUGCUUCAAAUUCUUGAAGAUGGAAGGUUAACAGACAGUAAGGGCAGAACUGUUGACUUCAAGAAUACUCUUCUUAUAAUGACAUCAAAUGUUGGGAGCAGUGUAAUUGAGAAGGGUGGACGCCGGAUGGGAUUUGAUAUGGAUUAUGAUGACAAAGAUAGCAGUUACAACCGAAUCAAGAGCCUGGUAACAGAGGAAUUGAAGCAGUAUUUUAGGCCAGAAUUUCUCAACAGAUUGGAUGAGAUGAUCGUUUUCCGGCAACUCACAAAACUGGAGGUGAAAGAGAUAGCCGACAUAAUGUUGAAGGAGGUAUUUGAGAGGUUGAAAGUAAAAGAGAUAGAACUUCAAGUGACAGAGAGAUUUAGAGAUAGAGUGGUUGAAGAAGGGUACAACCCUAGCUAUGGUGCAAGGCCUUUGAGGAGAGCCAUAAUGAGACUUUUGGAGGACAGCAUGGCUGAGAAGAUGCUUGCAAGAGAAAUCAAAGAGGGUGAUUCAGUUAUUGUGGAUGUGGAUUCUGAUGGAAACGUUACCGUGCUGAAUGGAAGCAGUGGUGCUCCAGAGUCCUUGCCAGAUGCAUUAUCUGUUGUGUAAACUGUUAUGUUAUACCCAUUACGUUGUUUGUACCUUUCUUUUGGUUUUUAUUGGCUUUAUAUCUGUAGUCUGUUUUUCUUGGAAGGACUACAUGGCUGUAGAAUUAGAAGCUGUUGGUUAACUGAUGGCUUUGGUUGUAAGGCUGCAUUUUCUUCACCAUGAAAUUUAUCGAUAGUCAACUUGAAGGCUGGAUUGUUCUAAAACUUCAUUGCUGGUUGCCUGUUUUUUAAAUACUAGAUCCUGCUAUCACUGA
Tripterygium wilfordii is the source of this 3193-nucleotide messenger RNA. RefSeq names its product ATP-dependent Clp protease ATP-binding subunit ClpA homolog CD4B, chloroplastic. Bases 166 to 2940 code for a protein of 924 amino acids. Gene Ontology annotation, cellular component: cytoplasm. The transcript has 10 exons. Gene Ontology annotation, molecular function: protein binding; ATP binding; ATP hydrolysis activity. Lineage: Eukaryota; Viridiplantae; Streptophyta; Magnoliopsida; Celastrales; Celastraceae. Gene Ontology annotation, biological process: cellular response to heat. The record is from RefSeq and is a predicted model, not a curated record.